AUGUCCGCCCCCGUCAAGACCGGCAAGAAGACUCGCUCGGCCAUCGCCGACGUUGUCACCCGCGAGUACACCAUCAACAUGCACAAGAGAAUGCACGGUGUUUCCUUCAAGAAGCGUGCUCCUCGUGCUAUCAAGGAGAUCCGCGCUUUCGCUACCCGUGCUAUGGGUACCACCGACGUCCGUGUCGACCCCCAGCUCAACAAGAAGGUCUGGGAAGCCGGUGUCAAGGGCGUCCCCUACCGUCUCCGUGUCCGCAUCUCCCGCAAGCGUAACGACGAGGAGGGCGCCAAGGAGAAGCUCUACUCCUACGUCCAGGCUGUCAACGUCAAGGAUGUCAAGGGUCUUCACACCGCCGUUGUCGAUGAGGAGUAA
Aspergillus tubingensis is the source of this 372-nucleotide messenger RNA. Its product is annotated as 60S ribosomal protein eL31. NCBI's taxonomy places the organism in Eukaryota, Fungi, Ascomycota, Eurotiomycetes, Eurotiales, Aspergillaceae. Bases 1 to 372 code for a protein of 123 amino acids. Gene Ontology annotation, molecular function: structural constituent of ribosome. Gene Ontology annotation, biological process: cytoplasmic translation. Gene Ontology annotation, cellular component: cytosolic large ribosomal subunit; ribosome. The transcript has 3 exons. The record is from RefSeq and is a predicted model, not a curated record.